Messenger RNA from Leptonychotes weddellii (Weddell seal), 2737 nucleotides. RefSeq names its product solute carrier family 52 member 3 (gene SLC52A3). Gene Ontology annotation, cellular component: plasma membrane. Gene Ontology annotation, molecular function: riboflavin transmembrane transporter activity. NCBI's taxonomy places the organism in Eukaryota, Metazoa, Chordata, Mammalia, Carnivora, Phocidae. Gene Ontology annotation, biological process: riboflavin transport. The record is from RefSeq and is a predicted model, not a curated record.
UCUGGGGACAGCGGGUGGUCUGUGGUUUUUCCUCUGGUUUCAGACUCCUGGGCUGGAGGCAGGGGAGGGAUAGAAGGGAAGAAGGGCUUCCUCCUGUGUGGUCAGGUUGGAGCUGGCCUGGUGGACUUCAGCCCCCUCCUCCCUGGGACAAAAGACUGGACCCCCACUGACCUCUGCCCAGCUGCCUCUCCACACCGCUGGGAAGUCUAGACGGCUGUUCCUGCCAGCCGAGCCCAACAAGUCAGGGGCAUCCCCACACCCUUUCUUCGAUGGAGAAACCAAGACCUGGAGAGGGUGAGCAGCUGGCCUGAGGACACACAGCCAGCUGAUCUGGGAGGAGGCGGCUUCGGCGCAGGGCAGACAUCAUCAUGGCCCUCCUGGUACACCUGCUGGUCUGCACCUUCGGGAUGGGCUCCUGGGUAGCCAUCAACGGGCUGUGGGUAGAGCUGCCCCUGCUGGUGACAGAGCUGCCCGAGGGGUGGUACCUUCCCUCCUACCUCACGGUGGUCAUCCAGCUGGCCAACAUCGGCCCCCUCCUGGUCACCCUGCUCCAUCACUUCCAGCCCAGCUGCCUUUCCGAAGUGCCCAUCAUCUUCACCGUGCUGGCUGUGGGCACCCUGGCGUGCACCCUCUUCGCCUUCCUCUGGAAUGUCACCUCCUGGGUGCUGGACGGCCACCACAGUGUUGCCUUCAUGGUCCUCACCUUCUUCCUGGCCCUGGUGGACUGCACCUCUUCGGUCACCUUCCUGCCUUUCAUGAGCCGGCUGCCCACCCGCUACCUCACCACCUUCUUUGCGGGUGAAGGACUCAGCGGCCUCCUGCCUGCCCUGGUGGCUCUUGCCCAGGGCUCGGGUCUCACCACCUGUGUCAACGUCACUCGGCCAUCAGACACCACCCCAAGCACUGAGACCACCGGGAAGACUGUCUUCCUGCAGGGAGCUAACAGCACUUUGGUGUCUGACCUGCCUGGGACGACACGUUCCGCCGUCCAUCUGGAAAGCCGCUACCUCCCGGCCAACUUCUCGCCCUUGGUCUUCUUCCUCCUGCUCUCCUUCAUGAUGGCCUGCUGCCUGGUUGCUUUCUUUCUCCUCCAGCGUCAGCCCAGACCCAGGGAAUCUUCCAUAGAAGACCUCCUCACCUCCCAGGUCACCCUCCACUCCAUCCGGCCACGGGAAGGGGAGGACCUGGGCCCCCCAGACCCAGGGGCUAGCGGCAAGGCCCAGGGGCAUCCAGAGGAGAAAACGGCCUCCGACGACCGCCCAGCCCACCUGGCCUUCAUCUACGUCCUGGUGGCCUUCGUGAACGCGCUCACCAACGGCGUGCUGCCCUCCGUGCAGACCUACUCCUGCCUCUCCUACGGGCCUGUUGCUUACCACCUGUCCGCCACCCUCAGCUCCAUGGCCAACCCUCUCGCCUGCUUCCUCUCCAUGUUUCUGCCGCACAGGUCUCUGCCAAUUCUGGGGGUCCUCACGGUGCUCGGGACUGGCUUCGGGGCCUACAACAUGGCCAUGGCCGUGAUGAGCCCUUGCCCCCUCAUGCAGGGCCACUGGGCUGGAGAAAUCCUCAUUGUGGCCUCGUGGGUGCUGUUCAUCGGCUGUCUGAGCUACGUCAAGGUGAUGCUGGGCGUGAUCCUGCGCGACCACAGCCGCGGCGCCCUCCUGUGGUGCGGAGCGGCGGUGCAGCUGGGCUCCCUGCUCGGAGCUCUGCUCAUGUUCCCGCUGGUCAACGUGCUGCGGCUCUUCUCAUCGGCCGACUUCUGCAACCUGCAGUGCUCCGCCUAGGACACCUGGCGCAGUCCAGGACAGCGCCCUGAGCCCCCCCCCCCCCCCCCCCGUUACUAACACCUGGGAAGUUGAGCAGGGCACAUGCCCAAGGUCCCAAGGGCAGGGAGCUGGGAGGCCCAGGCUGAGUACUUAAGCAUCGCCACCAGCUCCCCUCAGGAAGGGUGGAGAACGCCACAAGGCCCCCCACGGGACCUGGAAGUGCAAAGCACAGCCCUCCCCCACUCUGGGCCACAGUGCCCGCAACUCCAUUGCCGAACUCCUUCGGACUGUUGAGAGAGAGCAGGUUUGCAGCACCCAGCUGGAGGCAGGCUCAAGGGUGUCAAGGGUGUCAGAAGCGCGACCGCUGAGAGGGUGAGCUAGCCCUCACAGGCUGUGGGACCUCGGGGAAGUCACUUAUUUCUCUGUGCCUCGGUUUCCUAAAAUGGGGAUUAUGAUAAAUAGCACCUACCUCAGAGGCUUAGCACGGGGAUAAAAGGGAGAAGCGCCCAGCAUGUAGCAAGCCCUCUUGGGCCAUUUCCUGAUGUGCUGCCCCACAGAAAUAACAAGGGACAAUCUACACAACGUAGAAGUGGCCAGGGUGGUUGAGAGAUGACCCCUGCCCCAUUUCCUUUUUCCCACUCUCCUCGCAGAGAAGCUUCUAAAAAAUGGCAAACGGUGGGACCCUGGGCAUCCCGACUCCCCAGUUCCCAAUAUGGAUGGACGUUGUACCCCACACACCCCUUCCUGUCACCCCUCCUGACCCACAAGGUCCUGCUGCUUGGAAAGUGAGUGACCUCCUGGGAGGCAGAGAGAUGAUGGGGGGAGGGGCUACACCAAAACUCUGGAAGUGAGUCCCAUCCCCUUCCCCCACUCACCAAGGCCAGGAUUGGACCCUGAGAACCCUGGGAAGUCUGGGAAGGAGUGCAUUCGCUACAUGACUGUUAUUUUGUUCUCUUUUUUCUUUCUUUUUUUUU